AUUUCUCCGCGAACAGUAAGAGGCGCUAGUAGAUACAUCACACUACGCUGGUUAACCUUGUUCUAUACUUUUACAAUGUAUUUACAUUGUAAAUUAACGGAAUAGCUAUUUUCUAAAGAUUAGCAACGAUUUUAUCUGCAUUAUGAAACGUUCGAUAAUCGAAGAAAAUGGAGAAACAAAACGAUCUUUUGUUAAGCAAGAAUGUGUCAGCUUUGGAUACGAAGGUUCCUAUCCUACUUAUACAUCAUCUUCUUCAUCUCCUUCAACUGUCACGCAACCUUUACCUGGACAACCACCGCUACCUCCUAUGCCUCCACCAUCUAGUGGAGUUCCACCUCCCCCUCACAUAUUUGGACCAGUGCCUUCUCAAGUUACACAAAUUCAAGCAUGGACACAUCCUUCAGCACCAUGGCAAUGGAUAACACCUCAAACGUCACCCCUACCUCCUCCACCUCCACGUGAUAUGACCGCAAAUUCAUUUCAAAGAGAAAUGCCUCUAAGAGGUAACUAUAUGAGACGCGAAAGGUUUAAUCACAAUAGAAACAAUAUAUAUAUUCAAAGAAGUAACUUUCAUCGUAAAAAUAGAAGACUUGCACGAUUCGGACAAUCUCAGGGUCAGUUUGAGCAAGCAGCAUACUUUGGUGCCACAUUAAGCAAUAGUCUUGGCUUGGAAUGGCAAAGAAAUAAUUACACUACAUCUACAAGCGAAGCUAUUUUGAAUCACAUGCCUGUUCCUCUUCCCAAUCAUGCUCUACCUCCCAUUCCCCCAGGAAUUUUAACAAAUCGACAUAACGAAGAAACAUCAGAUCAGGAUGUUAAAAUUGUUUUAGAAGAAGUUGUAGUUAAAAAAAAUAAACAAAGGAAACCUAUGUCCCAAAGUUAUCCUAGUCGACCAUGGAAUCGAGAAGAUGCAGAAAGAGCUUUGAAAAUUGAAAAUGAAUACAACAAAACAGUGAAAGCUCAGAGCUUAAUAAUCAAAUUUCCAGAUCCUGAUUUAAAUAAAGAUAUCGUUAGAGAAUUUCAUCCUGGCAUACAAAAUAUACAUUUUCAAAGCCCUAGCGGCCCUAGAUACUGUUUUAUACAGAUGGCAGAAAGCGUUGAUAUCGAUGAAGCUAUAAGAGAGUUGGAAAAGAUACCCUUUGGGGUAGGUCAUUUAAAAGUUGAAAGAAAGUCCCUAAGGGAUGAAGAUAAUCCAAUGCCUGAAGAAAUAGAUCCUUACACGUUAUAUAUAGGAAAUUUACCAGAAUCUGUUAAUGUUAAUGAAGUAAAAAGUAAGUUUCCGACAGCUGCUCGUGUAGAUGUAGGCUAUGCACAGAAAAUGAGAAAUACCCGCUAUGCUUUUAUUAGGUAUAAUAGUGUAGAUGAAUCUAUAUCUGCUUAUAAACAAGCACAUGAUUUAAUGUGGGAUACCAGAAGUAUUAUUGUUAGGUUUAGAAGGCAGCGUGGUAAUACUUGUCUUCCUGGUGAGCCUAAACCAAAUGUUAAAAAAGUUAAAGAGGAACCAAAUAGUAAUUCACAAGUAAAGAAAGAACAGAAGGCUAAUCAUGCUGAUAAGAAUUUAUCAAAGUUAGAAACUAACAUAGAGAGUAGGUUACAAGAUAAUCCCAAUAAAACAUCAUCUCAGAAUCAAGAGCAAAAUACGAAUUUGGAAUCUUCGUCUCCUUCUUCCCCUGUACCAACCUCGAUUGCAUCAGCUAAGACAGCACAGUUACAACAGCAACAACCAUGGACUGGUCAACCACCUCAAAUACCUUCAGCGUCAGAAGCACCACCACCUUGUCCGACUGAAACGAAAUCUAUUACGGAAACGAUAAUGAUUACAGAGAUUAAAGAAGAACCAGAGGAUUACGAAGAAAUUGAUAUGUCGUGUAAUAUUCGGUCUGAUGAAGAUAUAGAUGACGAUGUGGAUGAUGAUGACGAUGACGAUGAUGAUGAAGAAGAGAACGAUGAUUCCGAUGAUAAUGAAAAUGAUUACGAUGAAGAAGACGAUGAAGAAGAAAUAAAUGAAGAUGGAAGAUUAUCAUGUAAUGAGAAGCCAAAAGAAAUUACAAAAGACAACGAGCCGUCUGAUCAUCUCGAUCAGAUGUUCAGUGAAUUGGAAAAUAUGGCUGGUGAUAUCAGUUUUUAAUACAUUUUACGACCGUGUACUAUUCCCACAUUAAUUAGUAUUCUAUUUUUAACAAAUUUUAUUUCAUACAGAAUGUGUAAAUAGUUCUAAACCGUAACGAGUGAGACUGCAUUUAUUUAAGUACAAUGUUAAUGAUUGAGUCGCGUCUAAAUACUUUUAUACUUAGUAUUUUAAUCCUACGAAUUUCUACGCUUACACAACAUUUUUUAUGUAAGCAAUUGUGAAUAUAAUUAAAAUUAUUUUCUGUAUUUUCAA
Messenger RNA from Hylaeus volcanicus, 2383 nucleotides. RefSeq lists its product as uncharacterized. Gene Ontology annotation, cellular component: cytoplasm; nucleus; ribonucleoprotein complex. The coding region runs from base 143 to 2128 and encodes 661 amino acids. Gene Ontology annotation, molecular function: mRNA binding. Lineage: Eukaryota; Metazoa; Arthropoda; Insecta; Hymenoptera; Colletidae. The transcript is spliced from 6 exons. The record is from RefSeq and is a predicted model, not a curated record.